ACAGCGAGGAGACAGAGGUGUCCGAGUGCUAUUCUACUUUUGAACAUCAGUAUUUCGCCUUUAACUUUUACACCAGCGUGUUCCGGACAUUUAAAGAGAGUUGUUCUCUGUCAUAAUCGUCGGUUUGGGCGCAUUUGCAGUCAUACAGCUGAAUGCCUGAGUGAUGGAGAACAGCUCUCACACACUGCCAUCUUCAAUCCCAUGUCCCGCUACUCUUGGAGGGUCUCUGCCAUUCUCCUUCUCACCUCUGCAGUCCUCCUCAAAUGGCUGUGCUUCGCUCCCGCUUUCACCCAUCUCAUUCCCCACGUCUCCAACUUCGCUUUCUCCAUCAACAGCUGACUCUGCUAACUCGUCCUCCCCUCUUUCACACUUCACUUCAUCUCAUUGCUUCGAGGGACAAAACACACAAUGCCUCAGACAGGAAAGCAUAUCUGACCAGGAUGAUCUGACCUGUCUCAGCUGGCUGCAUCAGAGAGGCAACUUGCUUCCCCUGCAGCCCCUUGCCAAAAUGACACUGCCGCCUCAGCAAGAGUCUUGCACACCUACCCAGCCUCCUCCUCCUCCCGCCUCAUCCAAGCCUCCAUACUCUUUCAGCAGCCUGAUUUUCAUGGCAAUAGAAGAUUCUCCAAACAAGAGGCUGCCAGUGAAGGAUAUUUAUGAAUGGAUUGUGAACAAUUUUCCCUACUACAGGACAGCCACUGGAGGCUGGAGGAACUCUGUUAGACACAAUCUCUCCCUGAGCAAGAGUUUUCGUCGCAUUCAAAGGGACAAGAGCCAGUCAGUGGGGAAGGGGUCGUUGUGGUGCGUGUGUCCAGAGUAUCGACCGGCACUCUUGGAGGUCCUGAGGAAGACCCACAGUUAUCACAGCAACAACAGCAAUCUGCUGGAUAAGCCUGAACUGUUGGAAGGAGCUGAGUAUGAGGUGCCUGCAGUGUGUGAUACAAUGGAAAUCUCAGAACCUCUUUCUCAAACCCUGCUCCUCUCCAUGUCCUCCCCCCAUGUCCUCACCACUGAUAACUCAGCUUUCACUGAGAACCUGCCAUGCCCUUUGACCCCAGAUCACGAGGAACUUGUCUCUAUGGAGUCUGCUGAAUACCAGCAGGAGGAGGUUAGUGAAGACAUGGAAAAGGACCCCCUGUCUGACAGCGGGUACAUUGAGUUACAUUAUUACCAGUCUAACCAGUACCAGUACCUGGUGCUGCCUGGCGACACCGAGCUGGACUUGGAGACUGUGGAGAUCCUUCAGCUCGAUGCUGAGGCCCAAGAGGCUGCUGGGUCACUGCUGGACCUGGCAGGUGGUGGAUAUUAGUUCACUGUGAUUGCAAUGCUUCAGUCCAGUGUAAGCAAAUACUCCAAUAAAUCACAAACUUAGAUUUCUGUUGGUUCUAUUUGAGAUGUUGACACUGCCUUAUUAAUUCUGUGUUGUUGUGAAGUUAGAUAGCAAUAAAGAUCUAUAGACAGACUAUCUCAAAACUAUAGAUCACAUUACCCCAAAUGUAUUUAAGCACUUUUCAUGAACAAGCUUAACUUAACACCACCACAACGAACAAUACCAGCUAUGUAUGUAUAAAAUAUUUAAAACUGAGGACAUAAUUAUGAAGUAUUAAUCCAUUCUCUUUUUUUUUUUUUUUUUUUUUUUAUUGUCACAGAUUAAACUCAUUCUCAGGGGUGGAAAGUGUGCUUCCAACUCAAGUAGAUAUACAGUUUUUCAAUU
Molecule: messenger RNA, 1714 nt
Organism: Melanotaenia boesemani (Boeseman's rainbowfish)
Lineage: Eukaryota; Metazoa; Chordata; Actinopteri; Atheriniformes; Melanotaeniidae
Product: forkhead box protein N2
Exons: 5
Coding region: 164-1309 (381 amino acids)
Biological process (GO): regulation of DNA-templated transcription
Cellular component (GO): nucleus
Molecular function (GO): DNA-binding transcription factor activity; cis-regulatory region sequence-specific DNA binding
Source: RefSeq, a predicted model, not a curated record